Molecule: messenger RNA, 605 nt
Organism: Cebus imitator (Panamanian white-faced capuchin)
Lineage: Eukaryota; Metazoa; Chordata; Mammalia; Primates; Cebidae
Product: sal-like protein 4
Exons: 1
Biological process (GO): regulation of transcription by RNA polymerase II
Cellular component (GO): nucleus
Molecular function (GO): DNA-binding transcription factor activity, RNA polymerase II-specific; RNA polymerase II cis-regulatory region sequence-specific DNA binding
Source: RefSeq, a predicted model, not a curated record
GCACUUUCCCGGCCAAUAGUCAAGCUGAAAUCAUCAAGUCAAAGUCUCCCGAUGCUGGGAGCAAAGCAGAGAGCUCCGAGAACAGCCGCACUGGGAUGGAAGGUCAGAGCAGUCUCCCUUCCACGUUUAUCCGAGCGCAGCCGACCUACGUCAAGGUUGAAGUUCCUGGCACGUUUGUGGGACCCUCAACCUUGUCCCCAGGGAUGACCCCUUUGUUAGCAGCCCAGCCACGCCGACAGGCCAAGCAACAUGGCUGCACACGGUGUGGGAAGAACUUCUCAUCCGCCAGCGCUCUUCAGAUCCACGAGUGGACUCACACUGGAGAGAAGCCUUUUGUGUGCAACAUUUGUGGGCGAGCUUUUACCACCAAAGGCAACUUGAAGGUUCACUACAUGACACACGGAGCAAACAAUAACUCAGCCCGCCGUGGAAGGAAGCUGGCCAUCGAGAACACCAUGGCUCUGUUAGGUACGGAUGGAAAAAGAGUCUCGGAAAUGUUUCCCAAGGAAAUCCUGGCCCCUUCCAGGAACGUGGACCCUGUUGUGUGGAACCAGUACACCAGCAUGCUCAACGGCGGUCUGGCUGUGAAGACCAAUGAGAUCUCU